AUGGCGGCCUGUGGUGGUUCAAUGGCGGCGGCUAUGGCAGCAAUGUUAAUAAUAAGCACCUCAAUUUGUGUAUCAAGUGGUAAAAAAAUCACAGUACAAAUUACGAAUUUGAUUAGAUAUGAUAAUGCGAUGGUUAUUGAUUGUCGAUCGUCAGAUGAUGAUUUGGGACAACAGACGCUGUUAUAUGGCCAAUCGAUGGAGUGGAGAUUCAAUCCCAAUUUUUCGAAAACAACAUUGUAUUAUUGCAAUGCUAUGUGGGAGGCGAAGCAAAUUCAUUUUCAUGCAUAUGAAUACAUGAGGGAUAAUUAUGGUUGUGGAUUAGAUUGUCGCUGGUUGUUUACUGUUGAUGGUUUGUAUGCAUACAACUCGAAGAAUGAGUCUUGGGAUUUUCGGUUUUCUUGUUUGGUUUAG
Molecule: messenger RNA, 411 nt
Organism: Lactuca sativa (garden lettuce)
Lineage: Eukaryota; Viridiplantae; Streptophyta; Magnoliopsida; Asterales; Asteraceae
Product: S-protein homolog 29-like
Source: RefSeq, a predicted model, not a curated record